AUGGGUAAUGUUGGAUCUAAUAUAUCAGAUGAAUUCAAACGCGUCAAUAAGAAUGGAAAAGACUAUUUGGUGUUGGAUGAGUUGUUAGAGAUGCAACCACCAAGAGAAUGUACGAUCGAUACUAGUCAUUUGGGUACGUUGUUUGCAAUAGAUCGUAGACAGACGGGCAGGUUCUACGAGAGUGAUAUUCUAGAGUUUUCAAGGUUGUACGCAUCGCAACUUCUACAGAACGGUGGCAAAGAUGACUUUCAAUCAAAGUUUCAGGCGUACUGUACACUGAAGAUGUGGAAUGAAAUAUCGAAACCAGAAGGUACCGACCUCUUUGUUGAGUGGUUCUCAAAGCUAUUCACUCUCAACCCAAACUAUGUACAAACAUUCAAACACCAUCAAGAUAUUACAUUCCUAACGAGUGACGCAAUCAAUAAAAUGUAUCAAAUAUUGUCAAUAAAGAAUUACUAUGGUGGCGAUUUUAGAAGCUUUUUUGAUCUUAUGCAAAGAACUGCAGAAGAACAAGGCAUAAUGAAACUAGAUGAAGAUGAACUCGAUGAUGUUGUACCAUUGGUGAUAUUAAAGAAUUUCUCUAAAGAUUUUAUAUCUGGAUUUAUUAAACUUAUGUGUUGUGUAGAGAUAUUAUUACAUUGUGUUUUUCGUAUUGUGUUCAUUGCAAACAAUCCAGUUGCUUUAAAUUAA
Molecule: messenger RNA, 690 nt
Organism: Heterostelium album PN500
Lineage: Eukaryota; Evosea; Eumycetozoa; Acytosteliales; Acytosteliaceae
Exons: 4
Coding region: 1-690 (229 amino acids)
Source: RefSeq, a predicted model, not a curated record